Messenger RNA from Gongylonema pulchrum, 1557 nucleotides. NCBI's taxonomy places the organism in Eukaryota, Metazoa, Nematoda, Chromadorea, Rhabditida, Gongylonematidae. The record is from the annotation of a GenBank genome assembly.
AUGCAGGAUGCGAAUGUGCGUAAGCUCACGGCCAACGUUGCUCAAAAUGGAAGUGGCCAUGCAUACAAGCCGCCAGUUGCAGCUGUCCACAAUCGCGCCACUUCCAAUAGCCAUGCAAAAGCAUCAACCUCGCACGCGUCAUCACGCGCUGCAGCAGCAAAUGCAGCCGCUGCACUGAUGAAUUUAAAUUUGACGCCACAUCAGCAGCAUGUGUUGCAAAGUGCAGCAAAAAGUGGAUUACUGAAUGCGGCUACAGCACAAGCACUGCUGCAACAGGCGCAGCAACAAGCGCAAGCAAACGGUAUGUUUUUGAAACACUUUCAACAACAGCAGCAGCAGCAACAGCAACAGCAACAGCAACAGCAUUCACGAAGUGCCGUUGCGGCAGCAGCCCCAGCAGCCUCGAAAGAAACCUCGGCCCAGAAAGCCGCUGCCGCGAAGCUCGCGCUGCGACGACAACUGGAGCAACAGUUACUACAGAUUCCGGCGCCGCGUCUCCCGCCGCCCGAGAUGCAUUUCAUUCCGAAUAGCAAUGUAUUGGAGUUUCUUCCAUUACUAGGAUUAGAUAUUACUGUGCAGAGGUUGCUGAAAGACAAGACUGUUACAAAACGUGCUUCCGUGGGGCCUUAUUUAUGCGAAGAAUGUGGCACCGAUUUUACUCCUGUAUGGCGCGCAAUCGGGGCGGACGAGAAUUCACUCAAUCUUUACUGUGAUGCGUGUGUUAAAACAGCGCAAAAGAAGAAGAUGCGUCAGGAGCAUAUGGCGCUGCUCAGGAAGGCUUUCAAUAAAGUUGCAGAAAAGGAACAGGAGUUGGAGAAGCAAAUAGCUGAGGGCAAGUUCGAAACAGCAAGGCCGUCAUCUUCGACACCGCGGUCUUCAACUCCAGCUACACCACCUCAUGCUGCUCCUUCGCUGAAGGCAACUCCUUCCUCGUCAUCUGCCUCAAACAUCCAGAAAGCUUCCACUUCUGCUCAGCAGCAACAACAACAACAGCAGCACCACCAAAACAAAUCAGGCGGUCACAAGCGUCCAGCAGCAGCAUCGGCCAGCAGUAAUUUGAAUUCAGCUGCACCGCAAGCUGUGGCGCAGAAUGCAGCAGUUGCUGCAGCAGCACUUGCAGCUGCUGCAGGUGGUGGGACGGGUAACUUUUUGCAGCAACAAAUGGCUGCAGCUGCAUUGAGGCAGACCAAUCCGAUGCUUGCUGCAAUGAUGGCAAAUCCUUUGCUCAAUGCGCCAAAUAUGUUACAGUUUCAGUGGAACCCGUUGGUGCAGCAGCGCUUACCGAACCUGGCGAUGGCGGCACUUGCGCAAGCUGUACAAAAUGCACAGCAAAGUGGCGCUGCUGCAACAAAUGCUACAACGACACAAAAUGCAGCAGCUGUGGCAGCAGCGGCAGCCGCAAAUCCACUUGCAGCAUUUGCGGCAUCGCUCAAUCCGGCCACAGCGGCUGCGAUGCUCAGCAGUAGUCCACAAAUGGUUCGGCAGCUACAGCAACUGCAGCAUGCAAUGCACAGAAAUUUUUUGCUCGAAUAUGCAAAGAACCAGGGAAAAAAGUGA